UCAUAUCUUUAUAUCAGUAGCUCAGUAUAACUCAGUAGCUCGUUUAAACUCGCAACUCGUGUGCGGCUCACUCAUUCAUUUAGAUCAUUCAGAUAUAGUGAUAGGUUGGUUGUUUGCAUCUUUCUGAUAUAUUGAGCGGUUGCGAUUGAACAACUUUUUUCUAAUUAAAAAAAAUACUAUUCUUAUGACUGUAGGUACAACCUACUUCUUUUAUGUUAAUUAGUUCAAUGAAUAGUCAAUCGCAAUCUAGUAUUGAGUAUAAGCAUUAGUUUAGUAAGUAUUAGAAAAUAAAAAUAGAAAUAGCCUUCUGAUUUCCCUUCAUACUUUACACAGGCUUAGGACUGUCUACCUACGAAAUUAUUUACGUGAAAAUUAAAUUUUAGUUCAAAAUGUGUAUUUCGAGUCAAAACAUGUUUGUUCGGUAGGCGGUAAGUUUUCAAUACAUUUGACAAGAUUAUAAUACCGAAAUAUUCACUAAGGACAAACAAUUAUAAGCCUUAUGCGUGAGCAAUAGAGUUAACAACUUAUUAUUGGGUGUCAACUUAUUGUGGUCAAAGUAACGACAUUCGUAAUCGUAUGGGUGCGAGCGAGACGGCUCGCUUGACGUUCAACCAAUGGCGCGCGACGAAGCUAUCCGACGCCACAGAUUAGUUAGUACCCGACGCGAUGACCGACGAGUGAGUGAGGUGUAAAGAAAGAUAUACUGAACUACUGACACAUUCGGAUAUGUAAAGAUAUGAAGAGUGAUUGAUUCAAAUGGAAUGAUUCAUAUCAUUUGUAUCUAUCACUCCUGAGUUACCCAUCUCUACGGCAAAGGGCUAUUUCGAUUCGAUGUCAAAAAGACCUCUUCUAUAUUUUUUGUUUAUCUUUCUAUGAACUCCGCUCUUUUCUUGUAUAAUCAUUGAAGGGAUUCUUUAAGAAUAGUUCUUCCAUUACUUCCAUAUGCCUGCAUUAGUUAGGUUACUCAAUGCUGUAGUGUUAUUGAUAAUAAGUCGGAGCGAUCUUAUCGUGAAUUCGUGAUCGUUUCUGAUAAAAGCUGAAUAGGUGUACAGAUACACGUCGCGACUCGGCGUGUGUUGGAUCAAAUAAACCUUAUCCGCAUUACACAAUGCGAUUUCCUACAGCGGGAAAACGAGUACUGUUGAUAUGAAAUAUUGCAGAAGCGAAAGCGUGUUUACGUAGCGUAAAAAUCAUCGAGUGCCGGCCUCCCGGCGAUUCAAAUUUAGUGUUCGUGCAUGUUUUAAGUGACUGGUACGCGGCGAGGGUCGAUCGUCAUGCUGUCCUGGAUACAGCACCGAUGGACCGGCCUCUGCCUCCUCGUGACGGGCCUUGGAGCCCUCAUGCUCUUCCUCUAUGGAUUUUUCCCGCUGAAAUACCAUUCCGGGAAAAUGUCCCAUUUGGAUGAUCUGCCAAACUUUAUUGAUGGUGUCAGUAUUGACGGCCAGCAAGUGUACAAUUCUGGUGAGAAUACUGUGGUUCUCAUGGUCAUAGAUGGCCUCCGUUAUGACUUUGUUACUGAAGAGUACAUGCCGUACACAGGACAACUACUUAAGAACAAGUCUGGGUGUAUAUAUGUGUCUGUGGCUGAACCUCCCACUGUCACCAUGCCUAGGAUCAAGUCACCUGAACGUAAGAAGGAAAAGGCACAGUGGAGGCGCACUAUAAACUUCUGGCGGGAUAUAUUUGCCAUGAUGACAGGCAGUGUAUCGACAUUCGCGGACGUAGCUCUCAACUUCGGAGCGCCGGCAGUCCGCGGGGACAGCGUGCUGCGCGUCGCCAACGCUAGAGGGCGUCGUACCGUCAUGUAUGGUGAUGAUACGUGGUUGAGACUGUUCCCGGGACUGUGGGCUGAGUUUGAUGGAACUACGUCGUUUUUUGUCACUGAUUAUACUGAGGUAGACAACAACGUUACGAGACAUCUAGACAAGAUAUUGACACCAGACGAACAAAAGAAACCUACAUUUGACUUCCUAGUAUUACAUUACCUGGGGUUGGACCAUAUUGGACAUUUAGAGGGAGCUCGGAGCCCUAAGAUCAAACCGAAGCUCUUGGAAAUGGAUGAGGUCGUGAAGAAAAUAUUUACCGCUAUGCAGAAGUGGGACCGUAACGGCGUACUAAUAGUAUGCGGUGACCACGGCAUGCGCGACGCGGGCGGACACGGCGGCGCCACGCCCAGUGAGGUGCUGGUCCCGCUGGUGUUGGCCAGGAGUGGUGACUUCGUGUGUCCUCAUCCCCUAGGCCGCGGCCCCACAGUGGCUCAAGUAGACGUAGCACCCUCAGUAUCAUGGCUGCUAGGCUGUCCUUUCCCGGGUGACAGCGGCGGCCGCCUGCUGCCCGCACUGCUGCCGCAAGACACGCGGCAGCACCUGUAUCUACUGCACGUGCAGGCGCAGCAUAAUGCUAAGCAGGCACUGCCUACUGACACCGAAUUCUACAAGCAAUUCCAACGUGCUGAGAAGCAGUUCGCCCACUACCUGGCCACCGGACAGCAGAGCGCUGCUAAGAUAGCUUGGGAGUUCUACGAAGACUCGCUUGAGAAGAUGUCUGAGUUCCUAACUGAUACGAAGACCGAGUUCGAUAUGUUCGCUAUUGGGAUGGCUAUUGUUGUGCUGUAUUUGAUCGCCACUUCACUCCUCUUCGUGACUCUAUACUCAUUCCAACCCGAAGCGCGUCGCAAGACCAGUAUGACGUCCCACUCCCACCACAGAUCCAACGCCGGCUACAUCAUCGCCUUCCUCGUCAUCUUCUCUAUAACGAGUGCCAUACUGACCACCGCGUGUUUCAUCACGGAAACCAAAAGCCAAGUCUGCCAUUUCACUUCUCCUUGGAUACUAGUAUUAACUGCUAUAGCUUGCGUUUUUACCACCACAUAUUUUAUUAUAAAAACUGGUAUAGAACGCAUAAAAGAUUUGUCUACUCUAUCUGAAUUGAACAGUACAGAUUAUCUCUUAAUUGGUGCUACUAUAUUCCAUUGCUGGUCGUUCCUUGGUACAAGUUUCAUUGAAGAAGAACAUAUGACUUGGUACUACUUUUGGAAUACGUUAAUGUUCUUCGUUCUUGUUAGAACUGUGGUGGUUUUGUUAAUGUAUUUGAGUAAAAAGUGGACGGGGGCUACGGAGGUGCAAGAGAAACCCGAGUUGGCGCAGCGAAUGAGUGCGGUUGGAGUCGGGAUAUUACCUAAAUGGGUGAUGCUUAUUGCUUUGCAUAGGUAUCUUAGAACAAUGAAUCAAACGGGAGACCGGUGGCUAUUCCUACCAGACACUGCCGACUGGCUGAAUGCACCUGAGAAUGCCUUUUAUCUUCAAGCUCAUUUAGUUAUAGGUACAAUAGCGACCUUAGCAAUAUGUCUCUACAACCUCCGCUACGUAAACAACGUGGUUUACAUACAAACAGGAUUAACAAUCGCCGCAGUAGUCUGCAUACUAUGCUACCGAAUCACUUCCAAAGCCCUAGAAACACCAAUCGAUGAAAUCAAAACCUGGGACGCGGUACAAAUAGUCAGCAUAUUCUGGGCUAUAUUAAUAGCGCAGUUUAUACUAGAAAUUCUAUCAUACAUAGGUGCUUUGAAGUCUUGUGGUCUAAAACCUGUGGAAAGAAACGCCUCAAGUGCUAACAAAUUCGUUUACAAUAAGCCUAAGGCGAAAACAGAAGAUUAUUUCUAUGAAACUUUGAUAGAAGAACCGUGGAACGUCGAUGAAGUGAAGUUAAAUUUAGUGCGAUCAAUCUCUCAUUUGAUGUUGAAUGAUCUAAUGUUAAUAGUUGUGUUGUUAAUGAGGCCACACAAUGUGAUAAUGGUGCCGAGUAUUUAUAUAACGUGUGUGUUAACAUCUGAGUGUAUGGACCAUAAGUUGUUGGACUCCAAGUCCGGCAAAAAGACUGAAGUGGUUGAUAUACUUAGUAGGACUCUAGUGCAUAUGUGGAUUGGUAUCCUGUUCUUCUUUUAUCAGGGCAACUCCAACAGCUUGUCGUCAGUAGACCUGGGGUCGGGCUACGUGGGUCUGCGCGAGUACUGCCCGGUGCGCGUGGCGCUGCGCAUGGGGCUGCACGCGUACGCGGGGCCCGCCAUCGCCGGCGCCGCGCUCUUCUGUACUGUGGCCAAGCAUAGUGAUACGUGGCAACAGUACUUACAAACAACAUGGCGAGCAACGAACAUCCUCGCAUUACACCGAGUAUAUUCAGUAGUAAUAUACUGUGUUAUAGCAACCAUCUUCAGAGACCAUCUGUUUGUAUGGAGCGUGUUUUCUCCAAAACUGCUGUACGACUUCGUAGCAACAGUGUUCAGUGUCCAAGCUUUAGCUACCAUUGCGCAAAUAGAAGCUCUAGCUCAUAUAACGAACUGGCUAGCCAGAAUGUUCACUUACAAGUCAAGACUGUGAUAUACAAAUUGUAUAGUUACCUGAGGUAUAUUAUAUUUUAAAUGAUAUAGUGAAUUGUGAGACUAUGCCAUGAAUGUAUUGUGAUCAUCAUGUGUUUAGCGGCGUCCAUUUAGAGUAUAAACUUAUUUAUGGCUUGUUCCACCACUUUUGGCUAUGUCGCGAUAAACUAAUGUAUGUAUUUUACAAUAAUUUGUUACAUAAUUCCUAUCAGAAGUGGUGAAACGAACCCUUUAUAUUUAUUUUUAUUGUUAUCUAAUGGGUUGUAAGAGGCUUAGUGAAACGUACAAGCGCUCUCUUAUAAACACAUGUUCUAUUAAUGAGUAAUUAUGUAUUUUGUACUUAUACUGAUUGAAUACUAACACAGCAAUAAAACUAAAUCUAUAGUUAACUCUUAGGACCCUGAAAAGGUAUUUAAUGUUUGUUUUGACAUUCCUAGAACAAAAUUAAUAUAGUUACUGUUGUUGUUAUGAAUUACAUAUAUAACAUACUUACAUAGUAUAGGAUUCAAUAAUAAAACAAAUUAUUUUAACAUAUUUUUUUAUUAGUGUAAGUGUAUACUGGAACCACCAUUUUUUUUAAGUUUUUUUAUUCAUAUUGAUAUCCUAUAGGAGUCGUAGCGACUCCUUACCAAACCAAUGUCCUAAAUAAAUCUAAUUUUACAUUA
This is a messenger RNA of Helicoverpa armigera (cotton bollworm), 5040 nucleotides long. RefSeq names its product GPI ethanolamine phosphate transferase 2 (gene PIG-G). The transcript is spliced from 13 exons. The coding region runs from base 1275 to 4376 and encodes 1033 amino acids. Lineage: Eukaryota; Metazoa; Arthropoda; Insecta; Lepidoptera; Noctuidae. Gene Ontology annotation, cellular component: endoplasmic reticulum membrane. The record is from RefSeq and is a predicted model, not a curated record. Gene Ontology annotation, biological process: GPI anchor biosynthetic process.